AUGUCGACCACAGCCGCGCGCAGAGGGUCUUUCCCUCGCCCCAAGAGCCGUUCUCAACAGGUGCAAGAUGAUACGGAGGAGGUACGCACCCUUCGUGCCAAAUACUCGCAACAGCUCGAUAUGAUCCGCGAGCUCUUCCCCACUUGGACCGACGAGGAUCUCCUUUUCGCCCUCCAAGAAUCCCUCGGCGAUGUCGAGAACGCCGUCGUCCGCAUUUCCGAAGGUCAGGUCGAUCAGUUUUCGUCUGUCAAGUCAAAGAAGCAGGUCAAGAAGGAGUCGGGUUCUCACCAUGCCGCUUCCACGCCUUACGCUUCCCCCGCCGCUCCAUCUUCCGCCGCUCGUGGCAAUCAUGUAGGCGUUCCCGCCGGCCGCGGUCGUGGAGGUGCUUCGGUUCGAGGCGCCCGCGGUGGUCGAGGCGGCUUCCGCGGCGUCGGUGGACGUGGUGGCGGAAUUGCCCCCCAAGCCAAUGGACACGAGCUCAAGACAACCGAGACCCAGUCCGUCGAGGCCACCACCGCUCAGGCUUUCUCUCCUAUUGCUACGCCCACCUCUGGAACCAGCUGGGCUGCCGCACUCUCCAGGUCCAACAAGCCCGCCGCAGCCGCAGCUGCAGCCGCAGCCGCUACACCCUCCCCAGCACCCCCCAUCGCCAAGGAGAUCACCGAACCAGCUGUCGCGCCUUUGCAGGAUGCUGCCCCUGCUCCUGUUGCAGAGACCGCCGCUUCUCAGGCUACAGAGCCCGCCACUACGACUGCCGCUCUUCCUUCGUCCACCGAGACCUCGGCACCAGCCGUCAAGGUACCCGCCCCUUCCAAAUCGACACCAAAGGUUGGCGGAAUGAGCUGGGCUCAGAUCGCACGCAAGUCCGAGGCUCCCAAGCCUGCUGCUACUUCUGCUGCUGCCCAACCCCCAUCUGCCCCAUCUGACGCUCCCGCAUCCGACGUCGCCAUUGCCGAUUCCGUCAUCCCUCAGUCCAUCCCUGAGGACCAGCCCGAGUCGACCGAGCAGGCCGCUCCCAUCGCUGUCGACCUUUCCGUUGAGGCUGCAGCUGCUCCCAUCGCCGCCACUGAGCCCACUGCCACUGACAGUGCCGUCGUUUCUCCCCAAGCCGAGACCGAGGCUGCCCCAUCUCUCGAGACCGCAUCGGUUGCCGACAGCACCCCUGCUGCCCCUGCAGCUGACCCCAGUGCUGCCAUCGCUCCACCUGGUCUCUCGAAGACCGCAUCUCGCGGUCCGGCACAGCGCUCUUCGCAGCGUGCUCGUCAGGACGCACCUGUCGUUAUGGCUGGUGGCUCUUCGCAACUCGACAAGCUUGGCGUUCAGUUCGGCUCCCUCAACUUCCUCGGUGGGGACGCUGAGGAGGUACCAGAGGCUGCCGCCGAGGCCUCCGCUACCAAGACCGAAGCAGAGGCUGCUCCUUCCUCUGCUGCUGCUCCUACCGCUGCCACUGCCGGUGCUUCCCCAUCCGCCCACCGACAAGAUGCUCAGGUAAGUCAGCCUCAGCAGACUGAUCCGUACAGCCAGCAGUACAACGGCUUCAAGUCGGACUCUUUCGACAACUCGUACGGCUUCACCGGCCAGCCCCAACAACAGCAGCAGCAGCCCGCUCAACAACAACAACAGCAGCAGCAGCAGCAGCAGUCGGCCCAGGAUCAGAUCCACGGCUACAAUGGAUACACCUCCAUCGGUCAGAACCCGACCUCCUCUCUGCCUCAAUCCCAGCAGGCGGCUCAGCCUCAGCAUGGUCUUCACGACUACUCUUCCAUGUACGGCGGGCUGGACUCGCAGCGCCUCGCUCAGUUCUACGGCGCCUACGACCAGGGCUCCAACGCUUUCGGUCAGCGCUCCGACGACAAGUCACAGUCGCAGACCUCGCAGCAGGGUCAACAGCAGUCGGCAUCGCAACAGGGCGCCGACCACCAGAGCCAGCAGCCGCACCAGCUCCAGGGUCACCAGGCUGGUCCUGGUCUGCACCAGCAGCAAGCUCCUCAGCAGCAGUUCCCGGGCAUCAUGCCCUACUAUUAUCCUCACUACUACAUGCCAAACCAAUUCCAGCAUUACGGUCAACCUGCUGCCGGCUAUGGUCAGUACCCCGUCUACGGUCAGCCCGCUGCUCAGCCUCAGCACGCCUCCAAGCCCGGCACUCCUGCUGCCAUCAACUCGCCCUACAACCAGGGCCCCCAAUCUGACGCCAACGCCUACGGUGUACAGAACCACUACGGGCAAACGCCCAGCUCGGCCAACCUCUCGUCGUACGACCAGGGCUUCGGUCGUGGCAUGCCCGGACUCGGCGGCAUGUCGGACUACUCCAAGAUCUAUGGCAAUGCUAUCCCCGGCCUCGGUGGAUUCCUCGGUAGUGGCGCAGGUGGUGCACCUCCCUCACAGCACACUGCCUCGACCAACACUGUUUCUGGCAACAACGGAACCCCUCACCUCGGCGCGCAGCAAAAGACAGGCGCCUCUCCGGGCAACGCAUUAGACAGCUACCGUCAAUUCGAUGCCAACGCCUCCAAGGGCUCGGCCCAGUCGGCAUCGGCCUCAAGCCAGGUGGGGCGUGGCCAGGGUCAGUCACAGGCAGCGCCUCAACAGCACCAGCAGGCUCAGCAGCAGCAGCAACAGCAGGCCCAGCAACAGCAGCAGCAACAGCAGCAACAGCACCAGCAGUACUACCAGCAGUACGGUGCCUACGGACACCAGGCCAGCAGCAACGCCUACUCCAACUACCCUUACGCCCGUCAAUACUGGGGACAGUAG
Molecule: messenger RNA, 2754 nt
Organism: Mycosarcoma maydis (corn smut)
Lineage: Eukaryota; Fungi; Basidiomycota; Ustilaginomycetes; Ustilaginales
Exons: 1
Coding region: 1-2754 (917 amino acids)
Cellular component (GO): nucleus; cytoplasm
Molecular function (GO): ubiquitin binding
Source: RefSeq, a predicted model, not a curated record